AUGAAUGCGCGCCCUUUCGGACAGGUCAAAUCACGCGACAUUCGCAUGCGCUUUGGAAACGAGGUUCACCGUAUGGCAGAAGACGAUGAGGGGGUCGAUGUUCGCAAGAUCUAUGAUAGUGCUGACCGGGUGAUCAUGAUGAAGCUACUGUUAGACAAGACCGAGUACGCCCAAGGUCCGAAAGAACGGUUACAGGAGACACUGGAGUCAAUAAAGGCAAAGGGCCACAUCAACGAAGAUGAAGAUGUGUUCUUCCACUUCUUCCGCGAGAUCUUCCGCGCAUCGAAGAUACGGCUCGGCUCUGCCUUCGGUGAGCACAGCUCAGUUGAGGUGACUCUAUGUGUCCCUGUUUGUUACAGUCCUUCUGCGGUCGCUGUUUUGAGCUCCCAGAUGGUACGUGCGAUGUACGAUGUGCGUUUUGGCACCGAUGGCCAAUCCCCCUACAAUAUCUUCGUCGUCCACGAGGCUGAGGCGCAAGCUGUCCAAGCACUCGCGGAGUCUCUCAACGAGCUUGACCGCGGAGAGGCCUUCGUUCUUGCAGACUGUGGAAGGGAAACCCUCGAAAUCGGCAUAUACAGCAUUGCACUGACCGAACCCCUGCGACUUAGUUCGGAGGUCAACGAAGCGAUGGGAGCCAUGAUCGGUGCCGGAGAUCUCAACGACAAGUUUCGAAGCUUGGUCAAGAGCAUCCUUCGUAAAGAGCUGUACUUGGAGAACGGCGACGUUUCAACUGACUCCAUCAUCUCUGCCGAGGUCAUGUUCAAGUUCGAGAACCACACCAAGCCAUCGUUCCAGUACAAUGCUACCAAAGAAACAUAUCCCCUUCGCAUACGUGGCCUCAGGGAGAGUCGUAGCGACGAGAGGAUCCAGGACCUUUUUUUGGUUCUCACAUAUCAAGAUAUCUGGAAUAUCUUCAGGCCGACUGUUAAGAUUGGCAACAUGAUCGAGGACACAGCUGUCAACGCUAAGGACACCGGCUACACGGUCAGCAAGAUCGUUGUUGUUGGUGGUUUCGGUGAUUCGCCCUGUCUUCAAGCCUAUCUGCUCGAGCAGAAGGGCCGAGUCGAAAGGCGACUGGGAUCCCCGCUCAAGCUGCGCUUCUCUCAGCGCAACAUGAGCGCUACUGGAGUUGCUACGGGUGCAAUUCUGCGUACUAUCAAUAAGGCCAAUGGGCCAUCGCGCAUUCCCUGCCAGAGCAUAGGCAUUCUCCGUCACAUCCCGUGUGAUCAGACUGAGGAGUACUCCGCAGAAGUGCUGAGUCAGAAGAAGACGCGGGAUACUUAUGACGUGACUGAUUAUAUCCUGUUGCGUGUCAACAUCGAUAUCUCCGUGGACAAGUUCACGCUGCAUAACCCAUCCUAUUGCCUUGUCGAUCUUGCUCCAAAUGAAGAGGCCCGCAAGACUAUAGAGAUACUGUCUGGGAUUGACUUCCAACGUCGCUCACUGAAGGUGAAACCAUGCGUACACAAACGCUCACGACCUGAAUAUUCCCAAUUCCAGAUGUUCAACAACCGUUGGCGCAGCAGCCCUCCUCAACCUUUGGAGGCAUCCAAUAUCGAGUCAUCCAAACUCGCGGCGAUCAACAAUGUUCUGGCCCCCACAAGAGAGAAGAGGCGUGUGCACGUAGGUAAUCUGCCCAAGCCAUUGGACUACGACACCUCGAAUUUGGAGAUUCGCGACCUCUUUCGCGGCUUCUAUGUGGAAUCUGUGUCAACAUUUCUGGGCCCUGGUAGAGACAUGGUUUUGAAAGCUGGUGGUAUAUAUUUGUCGACCUUCGCAGUUCUGAAGAAGCCUCAAAGGCUGUGA
Didymella exigua CBS 183.55 is the source of this 1806-nucleotide messenger RNA. RefSeq lists its product as uncharacterized. The record is from RefSeq and is a predicted model, not a curated record. Gene Ontology annotation, molecular function: nucleic acid binding. Bases 1 to 1806 code for a protein of 601 amino acids. NCBI's taxonomy places the organism in Eukaryota, Fungi, Ascomycota, Dothideomycetes, Pleosporales, Didymellaceae. The transcript is spliced from 6 exons.